Gilbertella persicaria is the source of this 1101-nucleotide messenger RNA. Its product is annotated as major facilitator superfamily domain-containing protein. The record is from RefSeq and is a predicted model, not a curated record. The transcript has 5 exons. Bases 1 to 1101 code for a protein of 366 amino acids. Gene Ontology annotation, biological process: transmembrane transport. Gene Ontology annotation, molecular function: transmembrane transporter activity. Gene Ontology annotation, cellular component: fungal-type vacuole membrane. Lineage: Eukaryota; Fungi; Mucoromycota; Mucoromycetes; Mucorales; Choanephoraceae.
AUGUUUCAAGAUAAAGUAACUGAUUCGCAAUUCAAAUUGAGUUUUGUUGGUACAUUAUUGGAAAUUUUUGUCAACUUGAUGGGGCCCUUGGCACAGAUCAUUGCUUCACGCUUUGGUAGCAAAACUGUAUUAAUUCUGGGCACCAUUCUAGCUACCUUGGGCCUUGAAUUAGCAAGUCUUGGAACAGAGAUCUGGCAUUUUUAUUUAACGCAAGGUAUCAUGUUUGGUUCUGGUGCUUCUCUCCUUUACGUCACUGCUAUGGGGAUAGCCCCAUUAUGGUUUAAUAAAAGCAGAGGUUUUGCUCUGGGUCUUGCUUCAGGUGGUUCAGGCUUAGGAGGCCUUGUUUUACCCUUUGUUAUUUCACCUAUUAAUGAAGCACUGGGUGUUGCGUGGAGCUUCCGUAUCUUGGGUUUUAUCUGUCUUGUUUGCGACGUUUUGGCAUGUAUCUUCAUCAAAGAAAAAGAUCCAGCAAUGAGAAAGAAAAGGAGUCAGUCCUUGAGCAAUAUCUUUGAUCUUUCCGUCUUUAAAGACACCAAUUUCUUGCUGUUUGCUUGCGGUUCUGUGAUUUCUCUUAUGGGUUAUUUUAUCCCUUACUUCUUCUUGCCUGCUUAUGCUACUUAUUUGGGCUUAUCCGCUUCACAAAGCUCAACCCUGAUUGCUAUUAUGUCUGCUGCUAACUUUGUAGGACGAAUAUUAGUAGGGUUUAUUGGUGAUCGUAUUGGUAGACUUAAUGCAGACAUUAUCUUUACCUUUUGUUGUGCCCUUAGUAAUUUACUUGUAUGGACAUUUGCUUUCAAUUAUAGUGUUUUGAUCGGUUAUUCUGUCUUGUUUGGACUCUUUUGCGGAUCUUAUUUUGCCAUGAUGACACCUAUUGCAGCAUCCAUUUUGACUCCUGAACAGUAUCGUACUGGUGUAUCUACACUUUUGUUAUUUAAUGUCAUUGCUGUCUUUGGUAUUACCAUUGCUAGUGCCAUUGAGACAAAUGCCAAUGCUGAACCUUAUUUUUCAUACAAGAUGUUUACAGGUGUGGUCUAUCUUAUGGGUGGGAUAAUUUUAGUGGCACUCAAGAUCAAAUUCAAGGGACUUUUUGCUAAAUUUUAG